Hyaloscypha bicolor E is the source of this 2490-nucleotide messenger RNA. RefSeq names its product NAD(P)-binding protein. The transcript has a single exon. The record is from RefSeq and is a predicted model, not a curated record. NCBI's taxonomy places the organism in Eukaryota, Fungi, Ascomycota, Leotiomycetes, Helotiales, Hyaloscyphaceae. Bases 24 to 2135 code for a protein of 703 amino acids.
AUACCCGUUUUCUUCGAUUCAAAAUGUUCACCAUGAAGCGCUCUCUUGGGUGGAACGUGAUAAUGGCAGCGGCGCUACUGACAAUCACGUUCCUCAUUUCCAUGCCUUUCUUCAGACUGUCAUCGGAUUCUCCAUCCUCCCCGAACCUCGCGGGCCAUGGCGGCUUGGCUGAUCCCUUAUUCGACUAUAAGCACGACGAUGUUGCAACAGUUGUCACCGAGAACAAAGGAGCGAGGGAUCCCUGCGUCGACGUCGCGCUUUCAAAUGACGGCGCAGCGGCGAAGUCAGGUAAAGGACUUACGGUCCUUGUCACGGGAGGGGCGGGCUUCAUCGGGUCGAACUUGGUAGACCGACUGCUGGUACUGGGCUACAAGGUCAAAAUAAUGGACAACCUCUAUACCGGCUUCCUACGCAAUGUUCCCCUCCAGAACAAGAAUGUGGAGUUCAUCUUUGGCGACAUUAUGAACAUGGACGAUCUGAGCCGAGCAGUCAAGGAUGUUCAUUUUGUCUACCACUUGGCGGCCAUGAGCAAAGUGGUACCAUCCCUGAAAUCCUCCGCAAUGGCACGCUUCUGUACCGAGUCCAACGCGUUGGGGUCGUGGAAUGUCCUUGAUGCAGUUCGUCAGCAGGGCAACAUUUCGAAGGUCAUCUACGCCGCCUCAUCCACUUACUAUGGCAACAAACCUGCACCUCACCGAGAAGACAUGGCGCCCGAUUUUUUGACGCCAUAUUCCGCGAGCAAGUAUGAGGGUGAACUGCAGAUGCAGAUGUUUGACAGACUGUUCAAAGUUCCCACAAUUUCGACCCGAUUUUUCAUGGUCUAUGGACCACGUCAACCCAGCACGGGCGCCUAUGCUAUCGUCACCGGAGUGUUUGCGAAGCAGGCUGCUCAAGGGCAUCAGCUGACAAUUGAAGGAGAUGGCUCCCACUACCGGGACUUCAUCCACGUCACCGACAUCGUCGAGGGUCUCAUCCUGGCACAGCAGUCCCCAGAUCUCCACGGCGACGUAGUAAAUCUCGGAACCGGGACCAAGUUUUCAGUCCAAGAAGUGGCAGACUUGGUGUCCAAGGAGCAAGUUCACACCGAUCCCCGUGCAAACGAUCUCGAGGGAACUCUCGCCGACACCUGCAAGAUGAAGCGUCUGUUGAACUACAGAGCGAAGGCUGAUUUCAAAAAGGAGAUGGCGUACAUGGCAAAGCAGACGAUGGAAGGCAAUGUGUUUAUUCAGGAGUGGCUGACGCCAUUGCAUGGGCUCUCGGCACCGCAUCUCCUUUCCCCCGGAACACCCGUCUUCAAAUGGCCGGCCAACCAAGGCGAUCUUGAUGGUCUGCUGGCGGCAUACGAUGAUUUCAAGAAGCGAGCGGACGUUGCUGUCAGCAAGGAGACCACGGAACUCGUCAGCGUGAUCCCCUUUACUGUUGGCAAAGAAGAUGUGGAGCUGAUUGGAGACCUCAUCCUGAAUACCAUCUUCACAUUGGUACGAUUUGGAGGCGUCAAGACUUACAUUGUAGCAGCGUAUGACGAUGCUGCUCUUGCAAGCUGCAUCACUCUCAACCUUCCAUGCUACGAUGUCAGAUCAAAGGGUUCUCUCGCACUUCUUGGGGACUUGCUGUCUCACGGGUAUGAUGUACAUUUCGCGCAGUUGGGCAACUCCUACCUCCAUGAUGUGCGGACCACUCUCAAUAGUCUUCUUCAGAAGAACAGCGAACCCGACAUUAUUACCGGCAAUCUCGAAGGCGAUGUUUUCAUACGAACAAACGACCGGACCAAAGCGGAGUUCAGCAAGGAAGCUGCGAUCCCCAAGGACGACAGCCGUGCUCUGUUUGCCAUCAACAGCUGGCAAAAAUCGGGGUUGAAGAAGGCAGAGUACUCGGUGCAGCAAUUCUGCCCAGCGGACGGAGUGAAGACUCAGGAGUUGAGCGCGACUUGUAAGAUGGAUCUGUAUGCGGCGAUAGGUUGUCCGAAAGCGGCUGCACCACAGAGUGUACCCGAGAUUAUUGCUGGGUUGAAGUCGAUUUCAGCAUGGCAUUUGCAUUCGUGUGCGAAUGUUGAGAAAUGUGAUCGGCAGCAAGUUGUGCCCCUGAGGUGGAUCAGUUCUCCACCUAAUCUGGUAGCAACGGAGAAAUUGUGUUAAUAUACCUUGUAAUUAGACGUGUGCUUGAUGAAGGCGCUUAAAUGAAUAGGAGUUUGGGCUUGAAUAAUUUAUGUGCAGGUAUAUUAACAUUUGCAAACUAAUGCAACGGGGUCGUCAAGAACAGACAGCAAAAACUAUCAGACUUUCCUACAGAAAUCUCGAGGCUGCAAAUAAGUCUACAUUUGGUGUACCUUGCUUGUCUCUCUAUGAUUGCAUACCGAUGGGUGAUGAAUUUCAAGACCAAUCUUGCUGGCCCGGUGAUUACACUCUUCUUAACUAGACAUACCACCACUAGUGCAUUCAGCUCGCUGAACACACUGAUUAUCGAUAUCAAUGUUGAAAGCCCAACUACCGC